CAGCUGUUGGGUAUGUCCCUCUAUCUGUUCCAUUUCGUAUAAGAGAAAGCAGAGCGUAUCAAAGUUGAAAAGAGAAUUUGCAGAGCGCUCAGAUUUAGCCUUACUUGUUUUAGAGUACCCACAGAAGCAACUCCAAAGAGAGAAAUCAAACGUAAAACAAAGACCGAGUGAGUGUGAGAGAAUGCCCGGGAGUUUAGAGCCGUUGGAUUUGGGGGUUCAGAUACCAUAUCAUUUCAGGUGUCCGAUCUCCCUCGAGCUGAUGCGAGACCCGGUGACCGUCAGCACCGGUCAGACCUACGACCGACCAAGCAUCGAGUCCUGGGUCGCCACCGGCAACACCACGUGCCCGGUCACCAGGGCCCCACUCACCGACUUCACGCUCAUCCCGAACCACACCCUCCGCCGCCUCAUCCAGGACUGGUGCGUCGCCAACCGCUCUUUCGGCAUCGAGCGAAUCCCGACUCCGAAACAACCCGCCGACCCGGGCCUAGUCCGCUCGCUGCUCAGCCAAGCCUCCGCCGAGACCAGCCUGGUUCAUUCCCGCCUCUCCGCGCUGCGGCGACUCAGAGGACUCGCACGCGACUCCGACAAAAACCGGUCCGUCAUUGCCUCGCACAACGCGCGCCAAAUCCUUACCGACAUCUUCUUUUCCGGUACCAGUGCUGGCAACUGCUCAGAGUCGUCCGGUUCCGAGUUGAACCACGAGUCGCUCGCGCUUUUGGUAAUGUUCCCGCUCGCCGAGCCGGAGUGCGCGUCGGUGGCGUCAGACCCGGAUCGGGUCGCGUACUUAACUCGCCUCCUCUUCCAUUCCUCGAUUGAGGUCAGAGUCAACUCGGCCGCGCUCAUCGAAAUCGUCGUGGCCGGAACUCGGUCGCCUGAGCUCCGAGCUCAGGUGAGCAAUGUGGAAGAAAUCUUCGAAGGCGUUAUCGAGAUCAUGAAGAAUCCGAUUGCUUCGUAUCCGCGAGCGCUAAAGGUCGGCGUGAAGGCCUUGUUCGCUUUGUGUCUGGUGAAGCAAACCAGGCACAAGGCGGUCCAGGCCGGAGCGCCCGAGACGCUCAUCGACCGGUUGGCUGAUUUCGAGAAGUGCGACGCGGAGCGAGCCCUCGCCACAGUCGAGCUCCUCUGCCGGAUUCCGGCGGGGUGCUCGGCGUUCGCUUCGCACGCGCUCACCGUUCCUCUGCUCGUGAAGAUAAUUCUCAAGAUCUCGGACCGCGCGACGGAGUACGCCGCCGGCGCCCUCGUCUCUCUCUGCUCGGCGUCGGAGCAGAGCAAGACGGACGCCGUUGCCGCCGGCGUGCUGACUCAGCUGCUCUUGCUGGUUCAGAGCGAUUGUACGGACCGGGCCAAGAGGAAGGCCCAGCUUUUGCUGAAGCUUCUUCGGGAUUCGUGGCCCGAAUAUUCCUUCGGAAACUCUGACGAUUUUGCUUGCAGUGAGGUUGUGAUUCCUUCUUAUUGAUGACAUGGUGAUGGUGCUGAUGAUGUUCGUGAUUCGUAAAUCCAAUCUCAAUUUUUGAUUUUUGGUAUAAAAAUUUGGAAAAAAAAAAAAAAACAAAUGAAAAUUGAGGUUCUAGAUUGGUGUAUAGAGAAUUGUAUGUAAUUCUGUGUAUGUAAGAAUUUUUGUGGAAAAACUUAUUGAAAUGCAAAUGAAAAAGAUAGAUCUGUUCUUUGUUUUCUUCA
Molecule: messenger RNA, 1677 nt
Organism: Alnus glutinosa
Lineage: Eukaryota; Viridiplantae; Streptophyta; Magnoliopsida; Fagales; Betulaceae
Product: U-box domain-containing protein 26-like
Exons: 1
Coding region: 182-1456 (424 amino acids)
Biological process (GO): protein ubiquitination
Molecular function (GO): ubiquitin protein ligase activity
Source: RefSeq, a predicted model, not a curated record